UCCGCUUGUCGGUCAGUCGUACGCCGGGUGUGCAACAGGAGAGACAUUGGACUGUUGAUAAUUGUCUCUAGCUAAGGAAAACACAAAAUAAGAUAAAUAGAACGACACUAGUAAACCGAGUUACAAUGUAGAGAGAUAGUUGCUGAUUCGCGUGCUCUUGUGUGACUAACCUCUUCAUCAAUCGUGUGAAAUAGAAUUUUUUUUUUCGCUCUUUCGUUCUUCCGGUUGAACGCGAACAUCGCACGUGCGAUGGAAAUACGGCGGGGGUGUGAGUGAGGUCAAUCAAACGGUGUUGAUAAACAGAGAAAAUGCCUUGGAGUUGGGAAUAAUCGGUCGAAUGAAGUGAGAGUCGAGGGGGAGAAUUAAAUAAAUAGGCUCAACAGUUGGUGGAUGGAGUUUAUCGGUGGAUACAAUGGUGGCCAUUUUGUGUUUGUGUGACGGGGGUAAUUAACGUGAUUGGGAGAAUUAAGUGCGGUUUUUUUUUGUGCUGGUGAGAGUGAGUUUUGAGGGCUAUGGAGCUCCUGUGAAGCCCCUUAGGAGGUUUGUUUGGGAUUUUGGUGGUGAUGAUGAUGGCACCGCAGGUUGUGGGGGUUCUGCUGAAGAAACCUGGACAGCAGAAUCGCCCACGUGCCGCCCCCAUGGAUCCGCAGGAGACGAAAAUCCGAGGUGAACUGUAUGUCGAGGAUCUUGGUGAAAGGAGAAUGGUAUCGAUCAGAAUGGGUUGGCUAUGGGUCGAGGGAACACCGAGUCUAGCACUGAGGGCACUGAACCUUCGUCAGGCGUCGCCAGGAAUAUGUCAGCCACAUGCAUUAGCACUCGGAUUUACAUUGAGCAACACCAAUGGCGAUCCACUCGCUACAUUUUGGGCGGAUACAGAACCGAUCUACUGGUCCUGGGUUCGUGCUAUAGCAGCUGAACUAGUCCGUCAGACUCCCUUUCGCUCUCGGCGUUGCCUGAACUUCCUGGAGAUUCUCACAAUUUGUCCACGAGGUCCACUACCUCUUCCCGACAGUCCACCGGACUCGCGUCGUCGUUCUCGAAGUGAACUUCGCUGUUGGCUGGGUGAUUCACCCCUUGAGAAGUCCCUCCACACUCCAUCCAUCCUAGACGACACCCGAAGACGAGCGAGAAGCGAAUUGCGCUGCUGGUCAAGUAGCAAUUCCAGUGACGAAGAUCUUGUCGGUGAUUUCCGGUCAAUCCCCACUGUCCUUCCGGCUACACAGCCAACAAGGACCUGGGGAUGUAGUGAGAGCAGCGAGGGAAGUGAUGAUAGCCUUCCCUGGGGGGCCAACACCACCACAAUUUCUCUACCUGAAGCACCUACGCGAGAGCAAAGGAUCCAACGGUACAAGGAAGCAAGGAGACGAGAGAACGAAGCCCGGACGAAACGGGUCCUCGAGGAGGACGCGAGAAGGCGAAAGGCUAGAGCCGAAGAGAAUAACAAUGACGUACGGUACCCGAAGCUUCGAAAUCGCUUGUUCCGGGAAGAGGAUCUCAAGACAGCUACCAUUGUGGAUCUCAACAACUUCACGGAAAGACUGCCACCGAUAAAACCAACGGAGUCUCGAGUCCUUCCUUCCAGCAGAAGUCUAGAAGACUCCAGGAACAAUAACAUCAACACCAAGAGUUCUAGCCUCCUUAUGGACGUAAUGACGAGGGUUGAGACGAAUUAUCUGACGUCGGAACGAAGAUCUCGGGCGAGGGAGAGGAAGUCGUUGAAGACAGAAGUACUUUCCCAGACUCGUCCGCCAAUUACCCCGGAGCCGAAGGACUUGACGUCCAACAUUCUCUCCAGAAUUCCCGUUUCGAGAACGACGAAUCGCGCGAGUUCGAGCCCCAGGGGAUCUAAGAUCGACUCGAAGGACGUUCUUGACGCCAGAGACAGGUCCCUGGGGAAUUUCGUGAGGAUUGGCGGGAGCCCCACUGCCUUGACGGUCUGUGCGAAGAGCCCCUGCGAGGAGGAAGUCGCCAGGCUGCUGGAGAGGUGCCAGAGGGUAGAUUCUUAUGUUCCGGUGAGGGAGAAACUUAACCUUUUUGAGUCAUUAUCGAGGAUGGGUGGGAGGCUAGCGAGGAGCACUGAAGACCUGGGGAGAUCGUCUGCGAAGAGCAGUCCUGAGGGGAAACAGAGGGCACGAUCACUUCACGAUCUCAAUCGGGGGGCUAAGGGGGUCCCUGUCAGGGAGAUGUGCAGGCUAUUCGAAGGAAAUCAGGAGGUAGUGAGGAAUAAGGAAGUGCUGAGGAAUUUGGAUCCACCAUGUGUCAGGGCUUCCACGAGACGAAGACACUAUCUUAAAUGACAGGAGUCACCAAAGACUGGAGUUGCCAAGUUUGUCGAGCUUUGUGGAGGGGGAAAUUGUGAUUUGAGAGUGAGGUUAGGUAUCACCGAAGGUUGUGGUGAAAAUAUUUGAAGGAAAGGUUAGAAAAUUUGUUCACAUUCUAGAAACUGACUGAAAAAAAAAUAAAAAUAAAUUGGAGGGCGUGAAUAACUGUAGGGAAUGUCUAAUAAUACGAGGUGUGCACAGGAAUGGACGCCAUAUUGCGGGGAUGGUCUGUGCUGUGGCCACAGGUGGCUUUGAAAAUGGCGGCUCCUCGCCUCGUAUUCUCAAACAUUUUUGAAAAUUAUUUAUGGCGUUGAGUUUACGGUUGGAUAAAAAUUCAGAGAGGAAUCUAUUUCCAGUAUUUUUUACUUCGUUUCUAGAUUACCUUCUUCAUAAUAUUUGUUCCUUCUCAUUGGGGAUUAUAUGAGAGGUUAAUUCAUUCAAUGGCAUGGCGUGACAUCGAUAAAUCUCUCCCUCGAAAAGUAUUGAAUAAUUAAAGAAAUUUGGGGGAAAUUCUGAGAGGGAAAACAAUUGAUGAGUUUUGUUCAAGCAGGUCUGAAUAACGUAAUAACGACUAAUUUUUGUACAGAUAAAUUAAUGUUAGAUUUUUUAUUACAGCAUCGAGCAUGGAAAUAACUUAUGAUAUUUGUAAAAAAAAAUAUUGUGUGACAAUUGUAUUUUUUUUUGUAUUUUUGUUGAAACUGUAAUUUGAUUACGAACGCGUGAUGUUUUUUUUGUACAGUAGAACAAGUAGGAGAAGCUGAUGGACUUGUGUAGGAAAAUUCUGCUUCAUUGUAAUUUUCAAAUUGAAAAUUCGUUACUGAAGAUGAGAAAAUAUAUAGAAAAUGAAAAAAAAAUCCAAAAGGAAAAAAACAAAAAAUCUAAGAGAAAGAGAAUGAUUUCUCUCGAUGAAAAUAUAUUUCUUUUUUGGGAUUUCUAAAGCAGAAUUGCGUCUUCGAUGAUGAGUAAUAUAUAUUUUUUGGCCGUUCGCCAAAGAGGUCCUCUAGUCCUAAAUAAAAGUCAUCGUUGAUAUUGUGACUUCAAUGGAAAAAAAAAGAUGACUAUUUUUGUUCCCCCUUGUUUGAAAUGUCGAUUUCCCUUUCAUUGUUCAUUGUCACCCUGUAAUUAAAUUGUUUUUCCCUCAAAAUGUUGAGCUACAUGUAAAAUAUAUAAUUUUGUACACAAAAUAUUUCUUUCUAAUAAAAUUCAGACGAACAACAGGCGUAUUUGUGAAAUCCUGUUGAAACGUCGAUUUUGUUAAAUUUUC
Molecule: messenger RNA, 3585 nt
Organism: Diachasmimorpha longicaudata
Lineage: Eukaryota; Metazoa; Arthropoda; Insecta; Hymenoptera; Braconidae
Exons: 3
Coding region: 564-2297 (577 amino acids)
Source: RefSeq, a predicted model, not a curated record